Molecule: messenger RNA, 1624 nt
Organism: Tachyglossus aculeatus (Australian echidna)
Lineage: Eukaryota; Metazoa; Chordata; Mammalia; Monotremata; Tachyglossidae
Gene: SEC22B
Product: SEC22 homolog B, vesicle trafficking protein
Exons: 5
Coding region: 9-656 (215 amino acids)
Biological process (GO): vesicle fusion with Golgi apparatus; retrograde vesicle-mediated transport, Golgi to endoplasmic reticulum; endoplasmic reticulum to Golgi vesicle-mediated transport
Cellular component (GO): Golgi membrane; endoplasmic reticulum-Golgi intermediate compartment; endoplasmic reticulum membrane
Molecular function (GO): SNAP receptor activity
Source: RefSeq, a predicted model, not a curated record
CCAUCGCCAUGGUGCUCCUCACGAUGAUCGCCCGGGUGGCGGACGGGCUCCCGCUGGCCGCCUCGAUGCAGGAGGACGAGCAGUCUGGCCGUGACCUGCAGCAGUACCAGAGCCAGGCCAAACAGCUGUUCCGCAAGCUGAACGAGCAGUCCCCGACCCGCUGCACUCUGGAAGCCGGCUCUGUCGCCUUUCAUUACAUCAUCGAGCAGGGGGUGUGUUACCUAGUCCUGUGUGAGGCCGUCUUCCCCAAGAAGCUAGCUUUCGCCUAUCUGGAGGACUUGCACUCGGAGUUCGAUGAGCAGCACGGGAAGAAGGUGCCCACCGUCUCCAGACCCUACUCAUUCAUCGAGUUCGACACCUACAUCCAGAAGACCAAGAAGCUGUACAUUGACAGCCGCGCUCGCAGGAACCUGGGCUACAUCAAUACAGAGCUGCAGGAUGUCCAGAGAAUCAUGGUGGCCAACAUCGAGGAGGUCUUGCAGCGGGGAGAGGCCCUGUCCGCCCUGGACUCGAAGGCCAACAACCUGUCGAGCCUGUCCAAGAAGUACCGCCAGGACGCCAAGUACCUGAACAUGCGUUCCACCUAUGCCAAGCUGGCCGCCGUGGCCGUGUUCUUCGUCAUGCUCAUCGUGUACGUGCGGUUCUGGUGGCUGUGAGUGGGCCAGCGGCGGGCACGGGGCCGGCGGCGGGCACGGACUGGACCAGAACCUGCCGGGGGUGCAUUAGAAUCCAAACAGGACUCCUGCCUCCGCGGACCUCGUGAGGUCAGGGCCCAUCCGGAGGAGGGGAGGUCGGCUGUUCCUCCCUGGGUGCAGCCCACCCCUUGGUGCUGAGGCCCGGGGCGACGGGCUCUUCUUGGUCGGCGGGCCAGCUGGACGGGGUGGGGGCCCAUAGGGCGGCCUGAGGGCCCCUUCCCCGGCCACCAGCCCCUCGACCAUAUGCCCCGGACCCAUUCAUUCUGGGGGAAGGGGCUCCACUGGGGUGUAGACUAAGGAAACAGGAUGGCCACAGUCAGUUGCUUCCUCCUCCUCCGUUCUCCUUCUUCCUCCUUCCCUCCACCCUCAUUUCCCCACCUAGGCCAUUCUGGGAAGGAGCCCCAACGUGGUCUAGACUAAGGAAACUGUGAUGGCAGUGCUGAGUUCAGGCUCCUCCUCCUCCUUCUCUCCUUCCUCCAUUUCCCUCCUCCCUAAACCACACCGCUGGAAAGGAGGCCCAGUGUGGUCUAGACUAAAACUGUGAUGGCCGCAGUCAUUUCCCUCCUCCUCCUUCCUUCUUGGGUCCCUCCUCCCCCUCUUCUUCUCCCUCCUCCCUCGUUUCUUCUCCUUUCUCCUCUUCCUCCUGACCCUGGCCCCUUUAAAGAGGGCUGUCCCACUGGACGUUUUGGACUCUAAUGAACAUUCCUGGUGUCAGCGAUGUUUGUUUGUCCCAGAAUCUGGGUCUGCAAUGGCUCAUGGACAAGACUCCUGUGUGUGUGAAGGCUGGGCUGUGCACUGUACAUAUUUUACUGUCUUCUGCCCCUGCUCCCCCCCGUGAGACAUUAACUGUUCAGUUUUCCUUUUCUGACAUUUUGCUUAUUGCACAGUUGCUGUAGGGUUCAAUGAAUAUUAAAUUAAGAUGCUUCCGA